Cuscuta campestris is the source of this 1809-nucleotide messenger RNA. Lineage: Eukaryota; Viridiplantae; Streptophyta; Magnoliopsida; Solanales; Convolvulaceae. The record is from the annotation of a GenBank genome assembly.
GCCAAGGCCAUCAAUAUCAUCUAUUGUGCCGUAAACCCGGAUGACUACCGGAAGAUAUCUUGUUGCACCACCGCAAAGGAAAUGUGGGAUAAACUAGAAAUCACCUACGAAGGUACGGAUCAAGUCCGAGAAGCUAAAAUUGAUUUUCUAACCCAUGAAUAUGAAUUGUUUCGUAUGAAGGAGAAUGAGAAAAUCGAUGAGAUGUUUGAACGAUUCUCCAAAAUCGUCAACGAUCUCCAUGCUCUCAAGAAGACGUACACGGACAAGGAGCUUGUGAGAAAAAUCCUGCGAAGUCUCACACCGGAGUGGCGGUCCAAAGCCGAUGCCAUCCAAGAGUCCAUUGGUGUCACCAACGUCACCAUUGACGGGCUUAGAGGUAACCUCAAAACCUAUGAGUCUACCAUUUUGUUCCCCUCUUUAGGUGAACAAAAGAAGAAGGGAAUUGCACUCAAGGCUUCCUCAAGCCAAGAACCCGCUAUGGUGGAAUCAAGCGAUGAAGACAACGAAUUCGGACUUGUCAUCAAGAAAUUCCAUAAGUUCAUGCGCAAGGAGUAUGAACGAAAGGGUAAAAAGCAUGGAGGACCACCCAAGUGCUAUGGAUGUGGAGAAGUUGGGCAUAUCAAGCCAAAAUGCCCAAAUGCUAAAAACGAGAAGGAGAAGAAACCGUUCAAGAAGCACCGAGCUUACAUCUCCUGGGGAGGUGAUUCCGGCGACGAAUCAUCAGAAGGGAGGUUGUUCCCUUGUUGUAAACUCGAAGGAAGUUCCUUGUUCCUUCGUGAGAAGUCUUGGAGUGCGGUAUCUCCGAGCAAAGGUGUUGAGGCUCGUGUGACUCGGGUUCUCAAGUUGUAUCGCGGCGAGUCUCUCGUGACUCACUCCCUGCUGCGGCUCUCCCGAUUCAAGCGCGAUAGCUCUCAGUGGAUCGACGGGGAUGGUGGUGCUCCGGUGGCAGCGGCCCUCACUCCGGCUCCUGCUGCUGCACACAGUUCUUCUCAAAAGAACCCAGAAAGAAGAAAUGCCACGGAGCACAGCUGGGCUUGGAUGGCCAAGUCGGCGGUGCCAGGUAGGAAGGUCGACUGUUGUGAGGCCGAUGGGUUGACGCUGAUUCGGGCCACGUCCACGUCCACGCCCGCGUCCACGCUGUCUGCCGUUGCUGCCUCUGUUCUGACCGCCGUAGGAGCCCCGUCCAGAGCCGCCGCUGGACUGCCGCCGCUGGCCUUCGCCGGCUGUGUGGUUGCCGCUGCCACUGCCGGUGCUAAGGAGGGCAGUGUGCGGCCCAGAGUUGGAGAGGGCGUCGGUUUGCUGCUGUUCCACCAGGAGGAGGGCCGAACGAACUUCCAGGAACGUCGGGAAAGGAUUUUGAUACUGCAGGAAGUGCACUUGGCCCCGAAUGUCUUGGGGCAAGCCUUGAAGGACCUGGAGAACGAGAGCAUGUUCGGUUACCGGAGCAUCCACAUCGUCAAGGUAGUCCGCCAAAUUUUUGAGGAGAUGACAAUAGUCGUUGAUGGACCGAUUUCCCUUGACAGUUGUUUGGAAACGGUGCUCCAACUGCAUUGCACGAGCAUGUUUGUUGUCAUGGAAGAGUUUGUGAAUCAACGUCCAAAGGGCAUGAGCGGAUGGACUGUUGGCGAGGACGAGAUCUGAAACUUCAUCGGAGACAGUGGAUAGGAUCCACCCUUGAAGAAGAGCAUCAAAUUGAAACCAUUUUGUGUCGUCGGAGGAUUUGGCUUUGGUGGUGCCUUCGAGAAAACCCAUGAGAUUGAAGCGGAGGACGAGGAGACGGAAGAGACGACUCCACUUCUUAUAGUUGGG